Mytilus californianus (California mussel) is the source of this 381-nucleotide messenger RNA. RefSeq lists its product as uncharacterized. The record is from RefSeq and is a predicted model, not a curated record. NCBI's taxonomy places the organism in Eukaryota, Metazoa, Mollusca, Bivalvia, Mytilida, Mytilidae. Bases 1 to 381 code for a protein of 126 amino acids. The transcript is spliced from 3 exons.
AUGCAAGCUCUACAUUUUAUGUACGCUGUUGGUGGAAUAAUAUCACCGUUAGCUACAGCUCCGUUUCUUGGCAUUCAUACAGACAAAGUUCUUGCUACGUACAUAAAUGUUUUGACACUUUCUUCAUUCGGACUAAUGAUCACCACAUUAUAUCAAAAAGACAUCGGAAUUUGGAUUUUCGUACCUAUGUCUGGAUUUUGCCAGUCAAUCUUGUUUCCUUUGUUGUUAUUCUGGAUAGAAGAAGACUUUUUAAAAGUUACUGGAAAGAUAGUUUCAGUAAUUAUGUUUCUAGGUUCAAUUGGUACUAUGGUAACACCAAUCAUAAUAGGGUAUCUGAUUGACCUUUUCACGCCUGUAUGGUUCCCUUACGCUGAGAGAUAA